GUUUCGUUAGCGCAUCUCACUCACCCAUCGCCCCCGACCGACGGUGUGUGUAAUCCGUUAUGGACCAUGUUUCAAGCUCCUACUAGGUAUUGUCGUAGGCGAUGAUGGUGCUCAGGCGGUAAGGGACGGUCUUCUCUUCAUUCUCUCACGCGUUCAUAUUCAGGUCUCCCACCAUCGAUACACCCACGUAAGCUCAGCGCCCACCACUUCCAGACCGCAACGGUUGUUGAGAUACUAUCGGCCGAAAGGUGACAUCCCUAAACCCACAACGCCUUCGGCGUCGCAAAAUCAUUUCAGUGUCAAGCACUGUAAGGACAUAAUGGGGCCCAGGCACCCGAAGGUUCCGUUGUCAUCCGUUCUUCCACCGCUUGUCUUCGGAACGGCAACGUUCAACUAUCAGUAUAACAAGGAUCCGUAUGAGUUGGACACCAAGGGCUUGGUACAGAAAGCCGUCGAGUUCGGCAUCCGCGCCUUUGACACGUCGCCAUACUACGGCCCCUCAGAGGAGAUUCUCGGUGAUGCACUGGAUACAGACUUUGUGCGCCGGUACUUACCACGUGAGGAGUAUUUUCUGAUUACGAAGUGCGGUCGGAUCGCUAGUGAUGAAUUCGACUACUCGCCUGAGUGGGUGCGACAGAGCAUUGCCCGCAGCUUGCAGCGACUGAAGUCGUCCUAUUUGGACCUAGUGUACUGCCAUGAUGUCGAGUUCGUCUCGGAAGAGGAGGUGUUGGAAGCGAUUAUAGAGCUACGGCGGAUACGGGAUGAAGAAGGCAGCAUCAGAUACAUUGGCAUAUCUGGCUAUCCGCUGCCGGUACUUUGUUCUUUAGCACACCGCGUGCUAAAGGAGACCGGAGAGCCACUGGAUGCAGUGAUGUCUUACUCGAACUUUACAGUACAGAACACUCUCCUCGCCACACAAGGCGUCAAAGAGUUGAAGGCCGCUGGCGUGGACGUUGUACCUAAUGCGUCACCACUCAGCAUGGGUUUGCUGCGUCGCGAAGGGGUGCCAGUAGGCAGCAUGGGUAACUGGCAUCCUUCAAGUAACGGACUCCGCACCGCGGUCAAGCGGGCAAGCGACUUCUGCGACAGGCACGACGAGAAGCUCGAGGUUGUCGCUAUAAGAUUCGCGCUCGAACAGUGGCUAAGGCUGGGUGCCGAAGUGGGCUCACGUGGAGAUCCAGCCUCAGGCGUGCCGUGGCAACGAGAGUCAAACGAGCAAGUUGGCGGUACUCGGCUUGGCGUCAGUGUAAUGGGCGUCAGCAAGCUCAGCGAACUUGAGAAGACGAUGCAGGUCUGGCGCAGUAUCCUGGAUGGUCUCGAAAACGGCGAAGAAACUGCUCGGCGGGCCGGGAGGUGGAAGCGCGAUCACGAGUGGAGUCUGAAUAGGCAGAGGGCCGUGCAGAUUCUUGCGGACGGCAUUGUAGAGCACUUGGACGAGUACGUUGACUAUGUCUGGGACAGCCCGCCGAAAGGCUUUGUCAACAAGCGCGCAAGGAAAGAGCUUCAGCCUGUUGCGCAAGAUGAGCCAUGGCUCACUCCGGCAGCCAGUCCGUUGCCCGAUGAGCCUCCGCUCCCAGCAGAUGCUACACUUCCUUUGCGAUGAGGUUGCGAGCAUGAUUAAUAUGAUUGAAGAUACCUAGUUGGUGUGGGAGGCUUACUGAGCGUUUGGUACUAGAUCUGUAGAUUUCCACAAGUCUCCGCGCUGUUGUCAGCGCUCCUACUCAUCAUAUGCUCAUCACU
Molecule: messenger RNA, 1740 nt
Organism: Baudoinia panamericana UAMH 10762
Lineage: Eukaryota; Fungi; Ascomycota; Dothideomycetes; Mycosphaerellales; Teratosphaeriaceae
Exons: 1
Coding region: 320-1603 (427 amino acids)
Biological process (GO): dehydro-D-arabinono-1,4-lactone biosynthetic process
Cellular component (GO): cytosol
Molecular function (GO): D-arabinose 1-dehydrogenase [NAD(P)+] activity
Source: RefSeq, a predicted model, not a curated record